AUGUCUCCCACAGCCAUUGAGACCGUCCCGACGGGGAAGAACAACUGGUGGAAAGAAGCCACCAUCUACCAGGUCUACCCGGCAUCUUUCAAAGACUCUAAUGGCGAUGGAUGGGGCGAUAUUCCUGGGGUCAUUGAAAAAGUGCCCUACUUACAUUCACUCGGCGUGGACGUCGUCUGGCUCUCGCCCAUGUACGAUUCGCCGAUGCUCGACAUGGGUUACGACGUCUCCGACUACGAGAAUGUUCUACCAGCGUAUGGCACGGUCGUAGAUGUUGAGAAGCUGGUAGAGGAAUGCCACAAGUAUGGGAUGAGACUCAUACUUGACCUUGUGAUCAACCACACCAGCGACCAGCACAAGUGGUUUCUGGAAAGCCGCAGCAGCAAGGACAACCCUAAACGCGACUGGUAUUUCUGGCGGCCGCCACGGUACGAUAAACAGGGCAAUCGGAUGCCUCCGAGCAACUAUCGGGGGUAUUUUGCAGGGAGUACAUGGACGUGGGAUGAGCACACGCAGGAGUAUUACCUCCAUCUAUACGCUAAAGAACAACCUGACCUCAACUGGGAUAAUCUAGAAACCCGCAAGGCGAUCUAUGACAGCGCUGUCCGGUUCUGGCUCGACCGCGGCGUCGACGGCUUCCGGGUCGACACUGUAAACAAGUACAGCAAGUAUACUGACUUUCCGGACGCCCCGAUCACAGACCCAAAGAGCUACAUCCAGCCAGCCAUCGGUAUGUGGUGCAACGGUCCCCGCAUCCACGAGUUCAUUCGUGAGAUGUACGAUGAAGCUCUCGAGCCCUACGGAGACGUCGUCACCGUCGGCGAGCUCGCCAAUACCCCGGAUCCGGCUCACGUCUUGAGAUACGUGGGCGCUUCAGCCAAGCAACUAAGCAUGGUAUUUCACCUCGACAUCGGACACAUCGGCAUGGGUAGCCUGGAGGACAAAUACGUCCUGCAGCCAUGGAAGCUGACGGAAAUGAAGUCCAUUGUGGCCAAAUGGCAGACCUUCAUUGAAGGCACCGACGGCUGGACCACAGCUUUCUGCGAGAACCAUGAUAACGGCCGGUCCGUUUCGCGGUUUGCGUCCGACGCGCCAGAACACCGCGAGCGUUCGGCCAAGAUGCUCGCGCUGAUGAUGGUCGCCAUGACCGGCACGCUCUUCCUCUACCAGGGGCAGGAGAUCGGCAUGAUCAACGCGCCCCGUGACUGGCCGAUCGACGAGUACAAGGACAUCGAGGGUCUGGGGUACUACCGCGAGGCGCAGGCUCAGGUCGCCAGCGGUGUUGACCCAAUGCGGGAAGAGCGUAUCAUGGACGGGUUGCGCGUUCUUGCGCGCGAUCAUUCGCGGCUCCCAAUGCAGUGGGAUGAUUCUCCUGAAGCGGGCUUUACCACUGGGGUGCCGUGGAUGCGCACGCAUGAUCUGUACCGGGAAAUUAAUGUGAAGAAGCAAGAGGGAGAUCCAGACAGCGUGCUGUCCUUCUGGAAGAAGGUGCUGCUUCUGCGGAAGAGAUACCGUCAUCUGUUCAUCCACGGGGCGUUUGAGGUUCUCGAUUUCGACAACCUGGACACAUUUUGUUUUAUCAAGUCCAGAGGAGAGGAGCGGGCGCUCGUGGUGCUGAACUUUUCGGCGGGGGAGCAGCCCUUUACACAGGCAGAGAUGGCAGCCGACAUGGAAUUGCUGGUGGGGAAUUAUGCUGAAGCUGAAUUGUGUGAGAAGCUGAGGCCAUAUGAAGGACGAAUAUAUAUCAGAAGUGAAUAG
Molecule: messenger RNA, 1758 nt
Organism: Aspergillus nidulans FGSC A4
Lineage: Eukaryota; Fungi; Ascomycota; Eurotiomycetes; Eurotiales; Aspergillaceae
Product: glycoside hydrolase family 13 protein
Exons: 3
Coding region: 1-1758 (585 amino acids)
Biological process (GO): carbohydrate catabolic process; carbohydrate metabolic process
Molecular function (GO): alpha-glucosidase activity; alpha-1,4-glucosidase activity
Source: RefSeq, a predicted model, not a curated record